Messenger RNA from Trachymyrmex septentrionalis, 910 nucleotides. RefSeq lists its product as uncharacterized. The transcript has a single exon. The coding region runs from base 182 to 910 and encodes 242 amino acids. NCBI's taxonomy places the organism in Eukaryota, Metazoa, Arthropoda, Insecta, Hymenoptera, Formicidae. The record is from RefSeq and is a predicted model, not a curated record. Gene Ontology annotation, molecular function: nucleic acid binding; RNA-DNA hybrid ribonuclease activity.
CUUACAGAAAUUUUUGUUUUAGACUAAAAGCCUUGACAUAUAUACAGAUGGUAGUAAAGUUACUAAUGGCAACUACGUAGGUAGUGCCUGCUAUGUUCCUCAAUUAAAAAUAGAAAUUUGUAAAUCCAUAGAUAAUAAUGCGUCUAUAUAUACGGCAGAAUGCAUAGCAAUCGAAUUAGCAAUGAAUGUAGCACUUCAACAUUAUGAUCAAGAUAUUUUCAUAUUCUCCGAUUCUCUCAGUGUAUUGCAAACACUUAACAACAUAGAAGUUAGCACUACAACAAAUAGAUAUAUUUUUAAUAUUAGAAAAAAAUACGAAAUUUUCUUAAAGAAACAUCCCAAUUCUAAAAUUCAAUUUUUCUGGCUACCUUCACAUAGAGGAAUCGAAGGAAAUGAAAUGGCGGAUACACUUGCGAAAAAUGGGACUAAGAAAAAUUAUCCAAAUUUUUCUAAAAUCCCCUUUACUGAUUUCUAUGAAAAAAUACAAAAAUUAACGUAUGCAACGACUGAACGCCAACUAACUUCUCAAGGCCAGAUUAAAGGGAAAAAGUAUUUCAAUAUGUCUUAUAACAAAAGUCGUAAACUGUGGUUCCAUAACAAAAAGCUAAAAAGAGAAACAAUUGUCACAAUUAAUCGAAUAAGAGCCGAUCACUAUAAUCUGGCUGAAUCUCUGGCGAAAAUCAACGUAGUUAAUUCACCGCUGUGCAAUUGCAAUAAAGAAGUACAAAAUAUCAACCAUAUUUUAUGGCAAUGUAUUCUCUUCGACAAGCAACGUGAAAAACUUGUAAAAAGUCUUAAUAAAUUAAAAUUUCAACUACCUCUAUGUACCGAUAUGUUAGUCAGCAAACCGCAUAUUCGUUCCUGCGAACUCAUUUGUAAAUUCUUAAAAGAAUGUAAACUACAAAUUUAA